GUAGAACUUGCAAAAAGAUGGCAUCUUCAGAACAGGGUCAACAGAUUGAUCUCGGCGACCUCGACCUUCCUCAACUUCAGCAAGUCAAAUCACAGCUUGAGGAGGAACUUUCGCAUUUGACGCAAUCAUAUAGCCAGCUCAGAGGAGCUCAAGCUCGAUUCAAUGACUGUAAAGACAGUGUUGAUACCUUGAAGACGGAAAGAGCGGAAGACAAAACCAUCCUCGUCCCUUUGACUUCAUCAUUAUACGUCCCCGGAAAGCUUUCAAAUGUUGAAACGGUCAUUGUUGAUGUUGGAACAGGUUAUUUUGUUGAAAAGUCGGUCGCCGAUGCUUCCAAGUUUUACAAAGAGAAAAUUGACUACGUCAAAGCCAGCGCCGCAAAGCUCCAAGAAACGAUUACCAGCAAACAGAGUAAUGUUAGAGCUUUGGUUAACGUGAUGCAAGAUAAAAUCCAAGAACAACAGAAAAACUAAUCCUGACUGAUAUCCAGGGCCAUUCUAUUUUGACCUCAUUCAUAUAAUAAAAUCAAAAACUAUUUCAUUGCUACUUGGAAA
This is a messenger RNA of Umbelopsis ramanniana AG, 554 nucleotides long. RefSeq lists its product as uncharacterized. Lineage: Eukaryota; Fungi; Mucoromycota; Umbelopsidomycetes; Umbelopsidales; Umbelopsidaceae. The record is from RefSeq and is a predicted model, not a curated record. Gene Ontology annotation, biological process: regulation of DNA-templated transcription; protein folding. Gene Ontology annotation, cellular component: cytoplasm; prefoldin complex. The coding region runs from base 18 to 473 and encodes 151 amino acids. The transcript is spliced from 4 exons.